AUGCAAGGAGAAAUCGCUCCAGCUUAUACCAUUCCAAGCAAACGAGAAAAUUUUUCUAGUACAGCAAUUAAGAUCGCUCCAGGCCCUGGAAACUAUAAUAUAUCGUCCGAUUUUUAUAAUUUUGCAAAAAAGCACUCAUUUCCCAAAGCACCGAGAUUAGAAUUAAAGCCUCAAACUUUGAUUCCAGGCCCAGGAGAAUAUAAAAUCCCUGGAACAAUUGGCAACGGCCCAAAAGCAGUUUUGCAAGGAAGGCAUGAGACAGAAUCAAACUUAUUAACGCCAGGUCCAGGCCAUUAUUCCCCUAACCGUCUUGAUGGCUUGCUAAGCUACAGUUUUGGAAUGAAAUUUGAAAAGAGAAUAAAAAAUGAUUCUCCAGGUCCUGGGGCUUACGAUACAAGAACAAAACAAAAUAAUUCUCCUAGGGCAAUGUAAAUCUUAUUUAGAUUUGGAUCUUCCAAAAAAGGAUUUGGAUCUUCAAGUGGAAGAGACUCUCCUGGGCCAGGAUAUUAUCAAACUUUUACAGAAGCUACGUCACCGAAGAUUGUGUUCGCUAAGUCUAAAAGAGAUAAAGCAGAUAUACAGUCUGCAAGUCCAGGACCUGGGUAUUAUACUAUAUCUAGUGACUGGAGUCAAUGCCCGAAAGCAUUACUACUUAGCAAGCCAUCAGGUAGCUCAAAAAAUUCUGAAAUACCUGGACCAGGCACUUACUCUCCAAAAGUUCACGAAGAGUCUUUUUCUUAUUCAAUUGGCAAUGCUCAAAGAACAAUGCUAGAGCCAAGAAGCAUCACACCAUCUCCAGGCCAGUAUGAUGCAAGAAAGGUAUAUGGAUCUCCAGCUUAUAGUUUAGGGAAAGGGAAAAGACUUAAAUUACCAACAUCCAUAACCCCAGGGCCAGGACAAUAUUCUUCUAAUCCACCUGAAGAAGGGGUCAAAAUUACUAUUGUAGGGAGAUAUAAUAAUCCUGCACGUUCAGAAUCCCCAGGACCAGCGCAGUAUUCUCCAAAUUCGACUGCCAUUUUAGAAAAAACAUCAGGGCCUAUAUUUGGGACUGAAAAAAGGCUUAAAGAAGAAAAAGAAGAAAAAUGGCCUUCCCCUGGAGAUUAUGAUAUUAAUCUCAGGAAAAAAGGCAAAGCAUUUUCUUUUUCAAAAGAAAAAAGAGACAAAAGCUUAAAAGCAACGACGCCAGGGCCUGGACAAUAUACAAUCGGAAGUACCCUAGGGAAAGCUGGACUUGCUGCAAUUAAUAAUAAUUAA
Blepharisma stoltei is the source of this 1254-nucleotide messenger RNA. Lineage: Eukaryota; Ciliophora; Heterotrichea; Heterotrichida; Blepharismidae. The record is from the annotation of a GenBank genome assembly.